Molecule: messenger RNA, 8420 nt
Organism: Dunckerocampus dactyliophorus (ringed pipefish)
Lineage: Eukaryota; Metazoa; Chordata; Actinopteri; Syngnathiformes; Syngnathidae
Gene: bahd1
Product: bromo adjacent homology domain containing 1
Exons: 7
Coding region: 909-3431 (840 amino acids)
Molecular function (GO): chromatin binding
Source: RefSeq, a predicted model, not a curated record
UUUGUUGUAUCAGUCAUAAUCUGCAUUCCUGUUGUAUUUUAGAAAAGUCUAAAAGCUUCAAUGACAGCAUUCACAUACCUGCGAUGCACACUGUCACUAGUGUUAAUAAUGCUGGACUCUGGGCAUUCAUUCACUUAAGAUCUUUUGCCUUAGUGUGACUGACUGUACUUGCUUCCCAGUGUUCACAUAACAUCUUUCGUGCACUCUCAGCAUGAGCACAAUUAGUGGUGUGUGUGUGUGUGUGUGUCCGCGCGCGUGCGUGUGUUUGUGUGGUGUUGAUGUCGGUGUGGUGUAUGAGUGAUUAGGCGUUGGAAAGACCGAGAUGUCCCGGCGCAUGCACGCAGCCACUGAGCGCAUGAAUAUCAUCUCCAGUGUGCCACUUCGGAAGUAGGUCACCGCUCGCCGAUUUGUUCACCAUGUCUCCGGCGACUGCUCGCCGAUCGCUCCACGGCUCGACACAAGCAGUCCGACCGAAGCGAAACUAAGCAGCAGCGCUUUAAAAAAGGGGGGUUGUUGUGUAUGAGUGUGCUUGUAUGUAUGUGUGUGUGGUCUAGUUUUAAAUCCCGACGGGACACGGAAGCCACACGAUGAACCGCGGCGGUGGUUCCAGGCGGAGAUGAUCGCUCCGGCUCCGCUUCGAAGAUUCUCUUAAACUCGCCCAUGAUUCGAAGCUCUUGCGCGGACUGCUCCGAACCUCCGCGAUGGAUUGAUCGAUCAUCGAGUGUUUUGGAGUCGUUUUUUUCUUUUUUUCACUUCGGAUCUCGGCGCUCCUGCCCCAGCAUGCUGUCACACUGACCGCGGCCAAAGAGUGGAUGGCCCCAGUUGAUGAUCCAUGAUGAUUCCUGUUGACGGGCCGCUCUGAGCUCCUACCACUGUUGUAGACGGAGUACCUGCUCCAGGACGAGACCAUGGUGAAAGUUCAGCGAAACCAGCAAUCGAAAGGUGGGAAGUCCCACAGGGAGAAGGGAGGCAAAGAGAAGGGAAAUGGAAUGAGAAAACGCAAAGAGAGAAUGAAGGAACAGAGAGGAAAGAAGCAGAUGACAGAGUCACACCGAUUUAGGAAGAAGACAUUGGCGGAGAGCGUGAGAGAUGCACUGGAUUGUUGUGUCCUGCUCACACGUUUGGAGGAGAAGGGAGCUGUGGAUAAGGACAUGCGGAAAACUUGCAAAGAACCAAGUGUACAUGUCAGAAAGAAGCAGGGAACCUCUGGAAGCAGGACCACAUCUCACAAGUUGAAGAAAUCAGCUUCUAAACAAGCACUGGAACCAAAAAGUGGCAAAUCUGACGCCUUGCUUAUGUGGCCCCCGUUUGUUCCUGAGCCUCGCAGGAGGAGAAUGGCCUCUCUCAAUGCAGAGGCUGUCAACAGCUUGCUACUCUAUAGGGCUGAUUCCCUCGCAUCCAAUCUGACGAAGAAAGAGCAGCCUUCAAAUGAAGCUCUGCCUAAAGGUGAAAGGAGACCUCAUAAAGCCAAGAAGGUUCUCCAGGGAGGGAAAACAGACCUCAAGGAAAGUCAUAAAAAAAAGAAGCGAUCCACGGCGGAGACUCCGCCAGUUGACUGGUUGAGUUUGUUUGCCCCAACCCCUCGGCGUCAGGCGGGCCUCACCGCUGCGACGCUGCUCAAACUCACCAGUUCCCUCUAUGGAAACAAGCGGCAAAAGAAGCAGGAGUCCCAGGCCGCAAGCGAAACUAAAGCUAAGGAUUCAACUCAGGUUGAGAUUAGUGGUAAGCCUUUAAGUGGAGCAACACUGCAGACCAAAAGAAGAACAAAUCCAAAACACAAUGAGCAGCUAAAGCACAUUAAACAGGGUAAAGAGGAUCCAGUUCAUUCCCAACCGGGCUCUCCUGUCCAGGGAUGUUGUAGUCUUUGUAAGACAGAGGCUUUGGACCCAGAGUGGAAGUCAGGUGGACAGGAGUGUUUAAAAGCACUCCAUUGUGGCUCCACACUAGGAUUCUCCUUAAAAACAAUCAAAGAGGAGCAGGAAGAGACUGAAGUGUCAACCUGCUAUUGUUGUACACAAGAGAGGUGUGUCGAAUACUGUCACAGACUUGCCCUGUUCCUUAAGGACAAGGCCCUCAAGGAGCGUGAUGAUAAAGUCUCGCUCUCUGAAGUGUUCCACCACCAUCACCACCACCACCACCACCACCAUCACCACCACCACCACCUCCAGACCAGCCACCCGACAGCCAUAACCAUCACACCGCACUCGUACACCUGUUUCCCCAGCUACUGCGUUCACUUCAGCCACCCGGACGCCUCGCCUUCCUCCAUGACACCCCUCGCUUUAUGUCCAAAGAGCAGCAAGAGACCCAAACUGCUGCCCAGCUCUAGCACACAGCCCUCAGGGAUUUCUCAUCCAGUCUACUGCUGCACCUCUGUGGAAGCAUGCUAUGGAGAGCCCUGCAGGAUCAACAGCUAUUCCACCUACGGCAGUGUCAUUCCCACCAUUGCCAGAGGAGGUUGCAGCAAAUGCAGCAACAGCGUUAACAGAGACGACUACUCAUCAACCCUCAAUGACCAUCACAGCCCGUCCUCUAUCCCCAUCUGUCCCAGCCCGAGAAUCCUCACUGGCUGCCCCAUUCCCGCUGUGCCUCCAGCCGGCCAAUCAGUGCCCCCAGUUCAGACUCCGCUGUCCGACCCCAGCCAACCGCAGCAACCACCCCUGCAGGUGGCCAAGGAGUGUCCGCAGAGUGCCAAGCCGCCCAGCGGGUCCAGGUCUGUCGCACGUAGCAGCGGCGGUGGCAUCAGCUCGGUUGUGUUUCCUCUCAAAAAGGAAAAGAAACAGAAGCUCGGUUCUGCCAGCGCCAGAGGCCAAGCGGUUGCCAAGCAGCCGAAGAACGGCCGCCAAAAGAGUACCAACGGCUGGCGACCCGUGGGCCUCCCCUUUGAAAAAGAGGUUUUCUGUCUGGGAGAGGAAACUCUGGUGCUGAGAAAGUGCUUCCAGGGAGUCCAGAGGGAUGGCGAGCUGAUUCGGGUCAGGGACACUGUCCUGCUGAAAUCUGGACCGAGGAAAAAGUCACUGCCUUAUGUGGCUAAGAUCUCAGCUCUGUGGGAGGAGCCUGAGACAGGAGAGUUGAUGAUGAGUUUGUUUUGGUACUACCGUCCAGAACACACACACGGGGGACGCAAUCUUAAUGUGCAUUGUCAGAAUGAGAUCUUUGCAUCUCGUCACCAGGAUGUGAACAGUGUGGCCUGUAUUGAAGACAAAUGCUAUGUCCUAACACUGGCACAGUAUUGUCGAUUUUGUGCCUUGGUAAAACGCCGCGGGGAGGGCGUACCCGACAGCGCCGCCUCUCUUCUGGUGCCGCCCAUCGUCGACCACGCCACACCCAGCCACCGAUGCGUUCCCGACGACGCUGAUCCAGUGCUGGUGUUUUUCUGUCGACAUGUCUACGACUUCCGCUAUGGACGCCUCCUCAAGAACCUGCAGUAGCGUCCACUGACCACAGCGGAACAACACAUCCAGCGCGCUAAUACCAGAGACGUGAGAUAAGGUUACGCCCGAUUCAGCCGCCUCUACUUUAAUUAGCGCCAAGCCUGCUGAGGGGGAGAGACUGGAGGUUUGGGGAUGAAGGAUUGUGAGAUUGUUUUGUUUUCACACGGACACACACUUAUGAAGUAGGUGUAAAGGUCUGCCACGUUGUAAUGCCGCUGUUGAAUUGAGUUGAAUCAUACAUGGCUUUCUGUUACGACUGAGCGUGCGCUGUCAGGGAACAUUCUCCAGCAGAUCUUAGAAAUGUGCCGAUUGAUUGGCAUAUUGAAAGGAGCUCACAUGAGACGAAUGUAACGAUAUGCCGACCCCCGUGUCAACAAGCAAAAUAGGUCAAAUAUUUACAAAAAAUACAAAAUGUCAAUUUAUCUUUUUAACAGGACUUCUUUUAUGGACACAUCUGUCAACCAGUAGAGAUACUUGUUUAAAUAAAUGUCCAUCAUAUUCAAUUACAUGAAAAUAAAGUCAGUUAAAAAUGAAUGUAAUGAAAUCAAAUUUAAUAAAAAAAAUCAUCAGAAAGUGGGUGAUAUGCUAACACAUCUUAGCAUUUAAAACUGAAACUAGGCUUAAAAUAGCAAACAUCUUUUAUUCAGCAGCCAAAAUAAAAACAGUUUUCUGGCUAUUGAACACAUUUAGUGUCAAAAGUAUUAUUACGAGAUUUUUGUUUUAAGCAGACUUUGUGUUUGAUGGAUAAAUCUGGCAACCGAUGGAGCUACUUGUUUAAAAAUGCAACAAAUUAAAUAAAAAAUCAUCCAAGUGGACAGGGUUAUGACAAUACUGCGACCAUAUGCUAAUUUAGCUUAGCAUCUGGUACUGAAACUUUGCUUAAAAUAGCAAAAUGUUGCGCUGCUCUUUAAAAUCUAAAAAGUAAUCUUCUAAGAGCACACACUGUAUUGACUCGAAUCUAAGACGCUAUUUUCAUCUUAUACAGUCAUCCCUCUGCACUUCGUGGUUCAAAUUCAAGACUUCACUAUCACGUUUUUUCCUAAAUAUAUUAAUAAAUCAUGUUUCAUUGCUUAAAACAGCCUAUUACUAAUCCAAAAAUAUGCAUAUUGAAACAAAUAGUUUUUGCCUGAAUUCAGCAUUUUUGAGCAUAAAAUGGAUAAAUGAAAUAAAAUACAAAUAUAAAGCAUUUAGAAGACGCAUUGAAAGACACGAGUCACUAUGUGUCAGUAAUGUUACUGCAAUGUUCGGCGAGACACAAAAACCAGACUCGAUCGGCGGAACAACAGGUUUAUUGCAGGUUUGAGCUAUCUCACAGGUACAAUAAUUCCUAAUACAAACACAGGAUACUGAACUCUGAACCCCAACGUCACUUCCUGUCCACCCACAACUGAGCUCUCCUAGCAACAUAUACCAGUGAGUUGUAUGUCUUGAGUGGCUUAUUAACUCUAUUAUAUUGGGUAAUACGAGUGUAAAGGGGACUAUAUGGGUGUUAUUUCAUGUGUAGACGGCUCCAAUAAUGUUUAAAACCGCAUUUAGAAGGUCGUAAACAGGUUUUCUGUGCAGUAACUAGGAAAAUAUUUCAUGGAUAAAUGAAGAAUCCUACUUCACGGAAAUUCACUUAUCACGGUUGGGUCUGGACCCGAUUAACCGCAAUGAAUGAGGGAUUACUGUAUAAGAGAGAAAUGUAUACAUGCAAACCAACAAGUGGUGCCAGGCCACUUCUCCCCCAAGCGAAUCAGAGCUUUUCUUCCUGUCACUCACACACACCAUUGACCUGGAGAGAUGCAGCCACGACACAGAGUCCUGCUGCUGCUCAAAGUUAGGACCAGUUUAGCGCACAACGCAAACGUUAUGAUGCUAAUUGUAAGAUAAUGGCGAUCAAUCAAAACAACUGUCCAGCAGCGGAUAACGACAACAAAUGAAAUAUUAUGAAUGAAUUAUGAUUUCACAUGUAUUUAAAAAAUUUUUUGUCUUUAUAGAAUUUUUUUUUUCAGAAAGGUGUCUUGAAAAAGGCGUGGUCGUCUAUUGGAGGCCAUACGGUAAUUUUCCCUCAUUGUCCUGUAAUAGUAGCUUCAGUGUUCACACACUCAAAGUCCAAUUGAGUUAGUUUGCAAUGUGAAAAACAAGCGGAGGACUGAGAACGGGGACUAUAUUGUAUUCUGUAGCGGUGUCCUGGCCGUCUGUAUAUUUGCGUGGACUGCAGAUGGCGUCGGUUAGUCGCCCAUGUUCUUGUUUCCUCACCGCUGACAGGCUGUGAGAGAAUCGAUGAUGUAUUCGGUGGUAGCAUUUAGAUGAUGGUGAUGAUUCAUUCCUCUAUGUUUGAAGAGAAGAUAAUGUAUUUAUUUCUGUAUGGAGAAAAUCUAUAAUUUAUUUUCAAGAGAAAGAUUUUUAGACUAGAGAGCGUCGUCGCCCGUUGUAGCUGCACUGUGCGAUGCGUUGCUUUUGCAAUAUUAGUGUUUGUGUGACUGAUAAGAGCCUAGUCGACCUUGUGGUGAAUUACUGAAGUCCUCCCAGCAGGUUUCAUCACUCAUUUGCUUUUGGGCAAGAUGCAGUGUGAAGCACACCUGCUUGAUCAGAGGAAGUAGUUUGGCCAGUUCUUCACCUUCUUCUCAGCUUUGCCUCCUCACUUUGUACUACAGACAAUGAUUUGUGCCCUUCAGCUUGCUGCCUUAGAGAACAUUCCCAGACAUUUAUUUGAAAAUGUGUUGGCUUUACGAGGCUUUAGAUGAUGCUUUAGAUCUCACACACAUAUACACGUCUCAUUCAUGUGAUCUUUGGAGGCCUGAACUUAUAACAUGUUAACACUGCACGCCCAAAACAGGAAUAGUUUGAGAAUUAAACGGAUUUGACAGGCAAAUGAGAGAGUGCACGUUAGACUGGCUAUAAAAAUGUUAUUUUUGUGUUUUCUUGCAGAAAUAUUGGUCUGUUUGUUGGCUUGGUGCACCUUUUUAUUAUGCAAAUUACAAAAAAAUAACAAUUUUGCUACAAGCCAUUACCAGUGCUUCUUUUAAAUCUUCCCUAGUGGCCACAAAACAAAUAAAAUAAAUGAAUCUUUCUACAUAAAACUGAGCACAAAUGGCCCCAAAAUAUAUAACUGCUCAGCAAAUUUUAUUUAUUUAUUUUUUAUUCAUGACACAUAUAUUUUACAAUAUUUUUUUGUUGUUCUUGUAGCAUUGAAAGAAAAAAUAAAAUGUGGAGAAAGAUGGUCUGUAUUGGAAGGUGCAAAAUAAGUAAACCGCCAUAACAUGGUAUUUGUUAAACCGGUUCUCACAAGAAUUUAGAAGAACUACAAAACAAAAAGUCCCAAGUGUCCAAAGUGUCUUGUAGAAAUAUUGGUUUGGCUUUUUUUGGGUUGAAGCAAAAAGAAAAAUUACCACAUUUGUUCAGAGAUGCUCUUUAUUACCACUGAAUAUUAGGGCCGCAUUGGGGAAAAACAUACAAAUCCGAGAUUUCGAGAAUAAAGUCGUAAAUUUACAAGAAUAAAGUCUUAAAUUUAUGACAAUAAAGUCACACAUUUACGAGAAAAAAACGAGAAAACAUAAUAUUACGAGAAUAAAGUCGUAAAUAUCGAAAUGUCAUGGUAUUAUUAUUUGUUAAGCCUGUUCUCACAAGAAUUUAGAAGAACUACAAAACGAAAAGUCUUAGUGUCCCAAGUGUCUUGUAGAAAUACUGGUUUGGCUUUUGGGUUGAAGCAAAAAGAAAAAGCACCAAAUUUGAUGGGAGAUGCUCUAUUAUUAAAGUCGUACAUUUACGAGAAUAAAGUCGCAAAUUUACGAGAAAAAAAAAAGUCGGAAUGUGACGGAAAUAAAAUCUCAUUGUAUUCUUUUUUUUUUUUUUUAAAUGUGGAAUACUCCGUCGUAACUUUAUUGGACACUGACAAUAAAAUAGAGAUGUGAUUUAUUUAGAUUUUUUAAUAUUAUUUAUGGUUUGAAAUAACGUGUUAGAAUUUAGUAGAAAAGAGCACAAUUGUUUAUUAUUAUUGUUAUUAUUAUUGCUACAUAAUUAGGGCAAUUUUCUUUUUAAUCUAAUACAAUGUCAUUCGUACAAUACACAUUUUUGGGGUGAUGGUUGGCAGAGGUUGACAUUAAAAAUCAUUGUGUUCUUAUCAUUACCCCACAUUGUUUUAGCAAAACUCUUUGUAUUUCUUAACCCGUAUGAAAUGGCAGAAAAUCAUUGUUUUGUCGCAAAAUACAGCAUCUUGUGCGGACAAUGUCUGCACCACGUCCGUUUAAUUUAUGAUUGAGUGUAUUAAUUUGCCUUUUUUUUUUUUUUUUUUUUGCACAUUUGGACACACAUUUAGAAGGAAAAAUACUAGUACUAAAUUCUGGUGAGAACACGUUGCUUUGUUUCCGCUCCGACUGACUGAUAUGAAUGCAAGCUGAUAGAUGAUGAUGAUGUAAAGCCCCGUGAACAGCAGUUGAGAAGUUCAGCUGCUCAACAAUCAAUGAAAAGCCCCACUGGGUGUUCUUACAGUACAGUACAAUAUGUGCAGUAUGGCCUUAGAAGUCACUCAGCUCUUCUCAUUAAUCAACAUGUGAUACUAGAUGUCUUAAUUGGUCCUCUGUGCCUGUUCCUGUAAGCCCAUAUUUUAAAAGAAGCAUAUAUAUAUAUAUAAAUAUAAAUAUAUAUAUCUAUAUAUAUUCCAAGUGUUUUUCCAGGAUGAGAUGUGUGAGGAGUUAUUGUUUAUUUUUGAUGUUUUACUUCCAAAUGCCUUUCAUUCGUUUGAGUCAGAUGACACUGGUCUGAUGUUGAAUUGCACCAAAAAAAGGUAUUGAAACAUGAACUGAAUAUCAUUCCUAUGUAGGUGUAGAAGAAUGUUAUACCUAAAUGUUGGUUUUUCUGGCGUGAGCUUAUGUUCAUAUUCUCUGCAUGGCAUUUCGGAAGUAUCUUGGAAAUAUUCAUCACAGCACAGUUUAUUUGUAUUGAUUCCAAUGGACCUCUGUAAUAUAAGAAAAAUAUUUAAUUGUAAUAAAUAAUAUAUGAGUU